Messenger RNA from Tilletiopsis washingtonensis, 294 nucleotides. RefSeq lists its product as hypothetical. The coding region runs from base 1 to 294 and encodes 97 amino acids. Gene Ontology annotation, biological process: vacuolar proton-transporting V-type ATPase complex assembly. NCBI's taxonomy places the organism in Eukaryota, Fungi, Basidiomycota, Exobasidiomycetes, Entylomatales. The record is from RefSeq and is a predicted model, not a curated record. The transcript is spliced from 3 exons.
AUGGCACAAGUGACGCCCUCCAAUGUGGCGCCUCGCGGGCCCGAUCCAAGCUCGCGCGUCUACUGGAAGCUCGGGCUCUUCAGCAGCGCCAUGUUCGCCGCUCCGCUGAGCGCCUACUUCCUCUCCGUCGAUCGCUUGUUCUCCGGCAACCCGACCUACGCAGGCGGCCUGGCAGCGCUCGUCGCAAACGUAGUGCUGGUGGGCUACGUGAUCGCGGCGUUUCUGGAGGAUCAGGGACCGCUAGACGAGGGAGACAGGAGGGCGGCGAGGGGAGAGAGUCGCAAGGAUCAGUGA